CAAGCGCCUCCCCCUUGCCCCCCACCGUCUCGAGCCCUUCUAUCUUCCCUCCCCCACCUUCCCUUCCCCCAGUCUCCUCAAAUAACUCCUCUGAAAGACCGGCCGACAUGAAAGGCAAAAUAAAAUAAAAUAAAAGAAAGUAAAAUAAAUUCACAGUAUCUUUCCCAUUCCAUCUCUUUCAUUCCGGAAACCUCCCCUUCCUAGCGACUGUUGCUUUUAUCUUCUCGUUCGCUACGCAACCAAAUCCUAUCUUUUAGACUGCUUUCGUGAUUGGCCGGAAAUAAAGCUUGCCGUGGCCCCAUCAAAAUUAGCAGCCCCCCCAUAAGCGUUGUCUUCUCCCCCUCUCCUUCGCUGGCACGUUCUCGCCAGCUAUCAAUCCAAUCAUCCCAUCAUGCCGUCAGGUGCGAAGAAGAGGAAAGCUGCUCGGCGAAAGAAGGAGAUGGGCAUCCACCCACCCGAUUCCCCUACCAACCCUUCUCCUGGCAACGGCGAGAGCCACGACUCCAAGGGCGAUACCAGCGACGAAGGCGACGAGAGGAAGGGGGAAUCUCCAAGAUCGGAAUCCGUCGCCGUUGCCGCGAUGGAUAGCUCGGAGAACGGCAAGGAGAAGCCCGGUGAGGAGAUCGCCAAGGUGACGGAGAAUCCUACAAAGGAGGAAAAGGAAAAGGAAAAAGAAAAGGUGGUCGAGGAGGAGACGAUGGCGAUACCUGUUUCCAGGGAGGCCGAGGAUGUGAGUGUCGAGCUGGUCCAGUCCGAGAAGGAGGAGGCGGGCCUCGGCGGCGGCGGCUCCACUGAGGUUGCGGAAGAGAAGUCGGCGGCGGUGGCGUCGGUCGUUCCUGUUCAUGAACCCGUUUUUGUAACCGAGGAGGUAAUAGAAGCUACCGAAACUGCGGCAGUGACUUCGGAGGCUCUAGCGCAGGAGAGUGAAGCCAAGUCGGUGCCUAUUUUCGACACUCCGCUGGCUCCGGUUGUCGAACAGUCUCAGCCUCGCGAGAGUGGUGAACUCUGCCACGAGAGUGAGAGAUCUGAGGCUGCUCCAGCCCCAUUGGUGGAGCAUCGCGCAACAUGGUGGAACUGCUGUGGAUUGUUUGAUGUUUUUACAAGCUCCAGAGAUGCUUCCAGAAAUUGAAGCUGCAUCAAGAAAGAGCAAUUCAUGAAGAUCUCUACAUCAAAGCUGGGGAUCUUUUUUUAGGUGGGUUAUGAAAGUAGAUGACCAAGGUAAUUGGAGGUCAUCUGACGUGUGCUCUUAUUGUUCCUGGUUAUUAGGACGCCAACAUCAUUGGCUCAUUAACUAUUUCUGGUUUCUUGGUGUUGAUGUCUGUAUAAUUUUUGAUUGGUUUUCUUUUUUCCUUUUUGGUGAAUCGGGAAGCAUUUUGAUUGGUUUUCUGAUGUAUAGUCUUGUGCCAUGCCAAAGUAUGUCCAUGUCUUCAUUGCCAGAAAAACUAUCUGCUGCAAGGUGUGGAUUUUGAUUGAUUGCUCUUGUUGGCUUGAUAUGCUUGUGAAUGUGUACAAUAUCCAUAAAACAUAUUCUUUCAGCAUC
Messenger RNA from Elaeis guineensis (African oil palm), 1540 nucleotides. RefSeq lists its product as uncharacterized. Lineage: Eukaryota; Viridiplantae; Streptophyta; Magnoliopsida; Arecales; Arecaceae. The record is from RefSeq and is a predicted model, not a curated record.